Messenger RNA from Loxodonta africana (African savanna elephant), 3668 nucleotides. RefSeq names its product solute carrier family 25 member 23 (gene SLC25A23). Gene Ontology annotation, molecular function: calcium ion binding; ATP transmembrane transporter activity. The transcript is spliced from 10 exons. Gene Ontology annotation, biological process: transmembrane transport; ADP transport; ATP transport. The record is from RefSeq and is a predicted model, not a curated record. Gene Ontology annotation, cellular component: mitochondrial inner membrane. Lineage: Eukaryota; Metazoa; Chordata; Mammalia; Proboscidea; Elephantidae. The coding region runs from base 28 to 1434 and encodes 468 amino acids.
GCCUCCCUUCCCCCCCGGGCUGGCGCCAUGCGGGGGGGCCCGGGCGAUGCCGAGCGGCGGCAGCGCUGGGGGCGCCUCUUCGAGGAGCUGGACAGUAACAAGGAUGGUCGCGUGGACGUGCAUGAGUUGCGCCGGGGACUGGCCCGGCUGGGCGGGGGCGACCCGGACAGCAUUGCCCAACAGGGUAUCUCCCCUGAGGCCGAUGCUGACCCAGAUGGAGGGCUCGACCUGGAGGAGUUUACACGCUACCUGCAGGAGCGGGAACGGCGCCUGCUGCUCAUGUUCCACAGCCUCGACCGGAACCAGGACGGUCAUAUCGAUGUCUCUGAGAUCCAGCAGAGCUUCCGGGCUCUGGGCAUUUCCAUCUCGCUGGAGCAGGCAGAGAAAAUUCUGCACAGCAUGGACCGAGACGGCACGAUGACCAUCGAUUGGCAGGAAUGGCGUGACCACUUCCUAUUGCACUCGCUAGAGAACGUGGAGGACGUGGUCUAUUUCUGGAAGCAUUCCACGGUCCUAGACAUUGGUGAGUGCCUGACCGUGCCCGACGAGUUCUCGGAGCAGGAAAAACAGACUGGCAUGUGGUGGAAGCAGCUGGUGGCUGGCGCAGUGGCGGGCGCCGUGUCUCGGACCGGCACAGCCCCCCUGGACCGCCUCAAGGUCUUCAUGCAGGUCCACGCCUCCAAGACCAACCGCCUGGACAUCCUGGGGGGCCUGAGGAGCAUGGUCCGCGAGGGAGGCGUCUGCUCCCUGUGGCGGGGCAACGGCAUUAAUGUCCUCAAGAUCGCACCAGAGUCGGCGAUCAAGUUCAUGGCCUAUGAGCAGAUCAAGCGGGCCAUCCGGGGGCAGCAGGAGACACUACAUGUGCAGGAGCGCUUCGUGGCUGGCUCCCUGGCUGGCGCCACAGCCCAAACCAUCAUUUACCCCAUGGAGGUGCUGAAGACGCGGCUGACCCUGCGCCGGACGGGCCAAUACAGGGGGCUGCGGGACUGUGCUCGGCAGAUCCUGGAGCAGGAGGGGCCCCGUGCCUUCUACCGCGGCUACCUGCCCAACAUGCUGGGCAUCGUCCCCUACGCGGGCAUCGACCUGGCCGUCUACGAGACCCUGAAGAACCGGUGGCUUCAGCAGUACAGCCACGACUCGGCAGACCCAGGCAUCCUUGUGCUCCUGGCCUGUGGCACCAUCUCCUCCACCUGCGGCCAGAUAGCCAGUUACCCCCUGGCCCUGGUCCGGACCCGGAUGCAGGCCCAAGCCUCCAUUGAGGGCGCCCCCCAGCUCUCCAUGCUGGGCCUGCUUCGUCACAUCCUAUACCAGGAGGGCGUGCGGGGCCUCUAUCGGGGCAUCGCCCCCAACUUCAUGAAGGUUAUCCCGGCGGUGAGCAUCUCCUAUGUGGUCUACGAGAACAUGAAGCAGGCCCUGGGGGUAACGUCCAGGUGAGGGACCUGGAGCCUGCCCCCCCAGAUCCCUUACCCCGAGUAUGACGUCUCCCACACCUCAGCCACUAAAGACUGUGAGCCCAACCACUGGAUCCCAGAUCCCCCUACCCACCCAGACCACUGGGUCUCCACACUUCUGUCACUGCAUCCCGGUCCCCGAAUCCUGGAUGCUGGGCUCCUCUGCUCUUCCGCUGGGCCCCAGGACCCCCACACCCCAACCACUGGGUCCCACUACCCCAGCUCUGGACCCUGAUCCUUAUCCUCCAACCGUGGAAUCCACACUUGAGCCACUCGUGUCUGAUGUCCUAACUGCCAGAUCGGAGGUCCUCCACGCCUUGGCCUUUUAAUCCUGAGCCCCACAACCACUGAAUCUUGCUCCCUACUUCGCAGCUACUAGGUCCUACCCUCCCCUGCCCCACCUCCUAGACCCUGGAUCGCCGUGUCCUAACCACUGGGUUCCCCACAGCUCAGCUGACGGAUCCUGAUACCCCAACCACAGGAGCACAUAUCCCUGAACCCCAACACCCAUACCCCAGCUCCACAUCCAGUGUCCCCAUGCCAUACUGGGUCCUAGAUCCCCAGCCCGACCAUCGAACCCCAGAUUCCCAUGCUUCAAGCCCGGGAUCUCCAGGCUCAGCCACUGGAUUCUGGAGAUCAGGAAACCUCAGUCACUGGGUCCUGACAAUGCAAUGCCUAUCCUGGGGCCCCAACCACUGGAUCCCCCCAUCCCAACCACUGGAUUCCUGAGUUCCUGUGUCUCGAUCACUGGAUCCCAGAUCCUCUGUUUGGACUGCCAGAUCCCUGCAUUUCAACCACUACCCCCUCAACCUCCAACCACUGGAUCCCAGAUCACCUACCCCAACCACUGGAUUCCUGAGCUCCUCUGCCUCAACUACUGGAUCCCUAUGUUUCAAGCACUAUACCCUCAGCCCCCAACCACUGGAUCCCAGAUUCCCCCCACAUCCCAUCCACCAGAUUCUUGAGUUUCUAUCCUUCAACCACUGGAUCCCGGGUCCCUAUGCUUGAACUGCCAGGUCCCUACAUUUCAGCCACUACAUGCUCAAACCCCAGCCUCUGGAUCCCAGAUCCCAAGCUCUGACCCACUGGAUUCUGGCUCCUAAAGCCACCGGCACCAGAACACAACAGCAACCAGGUCUGGGCACUGCCACUGCCGGGUCCCAGAUUCUGCAUCCCAGGUCUCUUGGCCCCACCGCUGGAACCUGAAACCUCAUCCAGAGAAGUCCAGCCCUGAUAUUUCCAGCGCCAGAUCAUAGCUCCUUGAUCUCUAGAUUCGGAUUUGAAUCACCCAGGCACUGGAUCUCGAACCUUCAGAUCCCAAGUCCUAUAUCCCAGGAGCCUGCUCACAGGGUCCUGGAUCCCACACAUCCCCAUCACCAACACACUCCACAGCCCAGAGUCCCUGCCCCAUGGCACAGAUCCUACAGUCGUGGGAGCUUACAGGGAAGUCCAGGUCCUGGUGGUCUCUCGGCUCCAGAAUACCCAUGGGGUUUGUCUGAUGGUCCUGACUCGGCCUGGGCCAGGCAGCAAGGGGUCGGGGUGCACCUCCUGCUCCCUGCAUGGAUGCUGAACCCUCCCCACACCCAACUCCCUUCUACCUCCUCAGCAUGGCCAAGCCUUGGGGGCCCUGCAGGGACCUGCUCCCUCAAAUCCCCCAACACUCUGCAGUGUCUUCCACCCCCUCCCCACCUUACAGACAAACACCCUCCCCCGGAGUUCUCGGGGGCUGGCAAGGGGGCAUCCUGAGGUGGGGGGGCGCAAUUAAGGGGAAUCCCUCACCCUAGCACUGCGGCCCCUCUCCAGGCUCUCCCCCUCAGGCCUCAAAGGGAGUUGGAAGCCAGAAGCACUUCUACACAGACCACCCUUCCCCGAAUCCAAGUCUCCAAUUAUGCAAAAAAAAAAAACAAAGCCAAACCCAGGCAGGUCUAUUUUUCUACCAGAGAGAGAAGCAGAUCCCCCCCUCCCCACCAAACCCAAGCCCCUAGCCCACCUCUCUCUGUAUUCUGCACUUUGUAGUUGGAGUCUGAGCUUAGGAUAAUUGAGGGACCCCCUCCCUCCACUCUUUACUCUUUGGGGAGCCCUGCUGAGGGACUGCGACAGAGGAACUGGGGUGUUUGGGGGGCUGGAGGACCCCCCACGGCUUCUACCUCCCUUCACCCAUACCAUGUCCCACCUUCCUGCCCAUGUGUGUUAUUUCAAAGGAAAAGAAAAAGAAUA